Molecule: messenger RNA, 4691 nt
Organism: Procambarus clarkii (red swamp crayfish)
Lineage: Eukaryota; Metazoa; Arthropoda; Malacostraca; Decapoda; Cambaridae
Source: RefSeq, a predicted model, not a curated record
AUAUAUAUUCUUUUUAUUUCCCCCAGAGAUGGCGAGCUACCUCAAGUUGACACUGCUGGCAGUGGCGCUCUCGUCGGUGGUGACGUCACAGCCCUUCAGCCAAUCAGAGGCCUCCAGACACAGCGGAUUUCAGUGGAAUUCGCGAAAACUCGGCAGCCGAAAAGUUGCAACUAUAUCAAUAAGGAAAGACGAGGAGAGGGACCGGCGCAGCAUCCCUCUGGCAGGCGACGACGACACUAUCAGCACGACCCUUCCACGACACCAGCGGGCGUCGUCCUCGGCGGGGCAUCAGAGCCGACGACGUCACACCCACCGGCACCACCACGGCGCCGACGAAGGUGUCUGGCUCGCAGACGAAGGCCUGGAAGGAGGCAACCACGAUGUCGGCAGGGGGCUGUCUCCUAGUUAUCUCCCAGAGUCAGGUCUCCAGGAGACGAGACUGGAGAGACUGGGUCUGAACGACGAGCGUCACGCCCACGGGGGCGAUGUACGUCACGCCCACGGGGGCGAUGUACGUCACGCCCACGACGGCGAUAUACGUCACGCCCACGAGGGUGACAUGGGACAUUUUCCACGCUUCCAGGAAAUCCUGGACUCUGCGGGGAUCCAUCUUGACCCAUCUCUCUUAAGGAACCUCACCUCCUUAAAUAGGUUAAAAAGGAACAGGAACGAGGGACAGAAGAGAGGCGGCGACAGGAAGAAACCCAAGAAACCCAAGAAGAAUAAAAAGCCGAACAAACAGAAGAGGGGAAACAAUAAGGGGUCGAAGGGCUGUCGUCGCCUGAAGGGCCGCAAGAAGAAGCAGUGUCGCUCGGCAUUCAAGAGAUGCAAGACCCUGAGGGGAAAGGAGAAGAAGGCGUGUCAGGCCGAGGCCUCGCGAGCCUUCCUCGACGACUCUGGCUCCAACGACACCGUCCCUGAAGACGACAUGUUCAGCUUCAUCAAGAAUAUUACUGAAAUGAGUGGCAGCGACGCCUGCCAGUACCACCACCUGGAGCUGUGUUGCCGGAAAGUGGGUCUUCCUUCACGUAACCCGAAGAGCCUCAAACCUGUCGUCAAGUGUCGCUUCCGAGAGGACUUUCUGAAGUGCAUGGAGGAGCAGCGAGAGGGGACGUGCGACCCCAACUUCCAGACCCGUGGUGACCUGGCCGCCCUCAGGAACAAGAUAAGCGAGGUCAUCUGGACUACCACCAGCUGCCUCAUCUCAGAGGUGGUUGAGGGCUAAGGAGGCCAAUCACGAGGUCAGCUAAAGGACAAGUGAUUAGCCCAGAGGUUCGCCGGGCAGCAGCAGGUGGCAGCAAUUAAGGUCAUUCAGAUGCAAUUGGCUCCUACGACCUUAUCCUUAUGGCUAUAAUGUUGAUAUCAUCUGCUAUCAAGGUGCCAUAAGGUCGUCUAAACGCACGAUAAGACUGAUAUCGAGGCCUGAUAGGACUGAUACCAAGGCAUGAUAUCAAAGCUAUACUCAAGGCGAGAGUUUUGAUCAGCGUGGCUCUGAUUUGUGAGUGAAAGACCUCUCACUAGAUACUUGAAUGGUGUCAAGACGGCAGAGUGCAGGAUGACCACUCUAGGGGGGUCUUUCUGCUUACAGUUCUGCUCAAGCGAGGCCUUCCUGGGCACCCUAGUGUUGGCACUGGUGCCAUGCUAGUCGAGGGACACUGGCACUCUGCCUGUUCUCAUCGGGGAACUGGCUCGUUUGCCUCCAACUCAAACGUAAGGUAUAACGAUAUGGUGUAUACUCAUUCACUUAAGUAUUCUGUGUCUGUGUAUUCUGUACACACACACACACACACACACACACACACACACACACACACACACACACACACACACACACACACACACACACACACACACACACACACAUACACACACAAUAAUAUGUAUAUAGCGCACAUGUCUGUGCCUCGUCAGUGUUGCCAACAUAUGGCCUUACUUUAAAACACAAAAUUUCCGGUGAAAAGAAACGGAUUUGUUUAUCAAGUGUUGCAAAUGUGUGGCGUGAGGAGAUCACUUUGCAUACGACCAUUUUCUUCAAACCUUCUGAGGGAAGGCAAGAAUACUGCCUCAUAAUAUAACACAGAUAUACUGUAUAUAGUUACUACUCAAGCUCUCUGUACAUAUUGGUUGGGACUUUCCUAAUAUGUAACCAAUACCUAUACUCAUGGGCUCCAGCUCAGCUCAGUAUCAAGAUGUUUUCUCUCUUGGUUACCCAAGAAAGAUCUUUAAAGAUAAAUCACUAUUAUCGUUGGAACUCGCACAAGUCAUAAGUUCGUCACAUAACACAUCUUGGAAGAAAUUGCAGUCUUUCAAUUCCAUUGUUACUUCAUUAUGCAUCAAAUUCUAUAUUUCAGCUUUCCAAGAAUAACAGCAUUUCAUUGCAACUGUCAAAUAUUUAAGAAAUUCGUUAAUAAUCGUUCUAAAAACCCAUGUGAUUCCCUAGAACUGUAAGUUAUAGGGAAUCACAUGUGCAAUUCAGGGGCUCCAUAAAGAUGUACACAUGACCCGUUCACAUGUGCAACUCCAGGGCUCUGUGGAGGUGUACACAAUCCACAUGUACAAUUCAGGGGGCUCCAUAAAGAUGUACACAUGACCCGUUCACAUGUGCAACUCCAGGGCUCUGUGGAGGUGUACACAAUCCACAUGUACAAUUCAGGGGGCUCCAAGUAAAGGCCAUCCACACAACACACACUGAUGUUCAGCUCUUCGCGUGUGCUCACUACAAAGGUAAUUUCAGUCUAACAACUCAUUAACAGAGCAUUAAAUGGUGAAUGAAAUCCACGCGUGUAAACAGUAUACCCUGGAAACACAAACCGAAACUGUCUCUAUUUUCCGCUUGUUACAACUUGUAAUAAAGUUGUUACAUUUUGGCUUAACGUGUUUAUGACGUAUUAGAACGUUGUUACAACUUGCUAUAUUGGUUGUUAUAACUGGUUAGGAGGUGUUAAAACUUGCUCGAACGUUGUACCAACGUCGUAGUUUCGGUGUGUGUUUGGCGGGAUAUUAUCGCCCCGUUAUUGUCGAUCAUAGCAUGAUAACGUCCCUUAUUCUCAACGAUUCAGAUUCUGUUCAAGUUGGAGAGAAUUCCACACCUCCCUAAUCAACAAGUUAAACAUAUAUUCUUUGAGUUUUGGAAAUGCUGGCGAACUUGAAUGUUUAAACUUUGCAUUUUAAUAGUACAUUCCAGAGAGAGAGAGAGAGAGAGAGAGAGAGAGAGAGAGAGAGACAGACAGACAGACAGACAGACAGACAGACAGAGAGACAGAGAGAGACAGAGAGAGAGAGAGAGAGAGACAGAGAGAGAGAGAGAGAGAGAGAGAGAGAGAGAGAGAGAGAGUAAGUAGACGAUAAAAUGUCCUUGUGAAUACUUGUAAAAUAUUCAACUGGAUCCGUAGUUACAUUGUAAAAUAUUAAAAUGACUUUUUUUAUUUACAAUGGCGUCAACAUAGCCAUGUUUAUUUAUGUAUAUGCAUUUAUGUAUAUAUUUAUAUAUGUAUGUGUAUGUAUGUAUGAAAGUGAGUGAUACUGCAGAAGAUUUGAUAUCUUCGUGCUUACGAAACGGAUAACAUCUCAUUUAUGUCUCUUCAUUCAUAUAAUUACUAAGUUAUUCAUUUUUUAUACACUUAAAGUUCAAAAGCAUAAAGUUUUCUCUUUUCCUAAAAGAACCUGAGUACUCAAGUGAACACGAACGGUGGUUUGUGCUUGACUUUAGUCAACAUGAACGUACGCUUUGAACAAUUAACAUGAGUCUGGUUAAUUUUGGCAAGCUGUUCAACAUGUUCAAUAGUAAGCCUUUGCACGUCAAGGUGAGUACAACUAGGUAGGUACGUGCUCACCCCUAGACUUGAUCGUUAUCAUACUGUGACCUCUGUCAUCAACCGUUAUCAUACUCUGACCCCUGUCAUCAACCGUUAUCAUACUCUGACCCCCUGUCAUCAACCGUUAUCAUACUCUGACCCCUGUCAUCAACCGUUAUCAUACUGUGACCCCCUGGCAUCAGCCGUUAUCAUACUCUGACCACCUGUCAUCAACCGUUAUCAUACUCUGACCACCUGUCAUCAACUGUUAUCAUACUCUGACUCUUAUCAUCAACUGUUACCAUACUCUGACCCCCUGGCAUCAACCGUUAUCAUACUCUGACCCCCUGGCAUCAAUCGUUAUCAUGCUCUGACCCUGUCAUCAACCGUCAUCAUACUCUGACCCCUGUCAUCAACCGUUAUCAUACUCUGACCCCUGUCAUCAACCGUUAUCAUACUGUGACCCCUUGUCAUCAACCGUUAUCAUACUAUGACCCUAUUAUCAACCCCGUUAUCAUACUAUGACCCUAUUAUCAACCCCGUUAUCAUACUAUGACCCUAUUAUCAACCCCGUUAUCAUACUAUGACCCUAUUAUCAACCCCGUUAUCAUACUAUGACCCUAUUAUCAAUCCCGUUAUCAUACUGUGACAUCAUCAACCCCCGUUAUCAUUCUGUGACACCACCACCAAUCCCGUUAUCAUACCAGUAGAACAAAUUGAUGCAUGUUAUCCAGAGUAGUUAUAAAUGGUAUUGCAUAACAGAUCGAUUGCAAGUGGUGUAGAUAUCCUUGCAAUCACGAUAUCGGUAAGACCAGGUGUCAUUUGGCCGAACAAGAACCUUAUUUAACAUUGUUAAAAAGAAGAAUUAUUUUGCUAAUAAAAAAAAUAUGGACAAUA